AUGCGGCUUAAAACUAUCCUCUUAGGUUUCUGUGCGUUCCAUGUAGCGCGCAGCAAGAUGGUAGUGAACUUAAUCAAUAUGAUCGAUGAACAGACUGGAGAACAGAGAAAGGUGGUGCCCCUCGAACUCGAACGGUUUUUCCCGCUCGAUUUUGAUGAGAUAUUACUCCGGGAUACGAUGCAGAGGAACGCAGCUAUGGAAGAGGAGGACUACAGGGAGCUGGGGAAAAGAGAUAUUGAGGUGGCGUUCCAGAACACCGGCGUGACGCUGGAUGACAGGCUCCAGUCGUUGCCGGCCAUAUCGCUCUUCGGGAGGUAUGUACGGGAUAUCGACGGGAUGUCGGAAGCGCUUGCGGACGGGGACAGGCACAUCAUGGUGUUUGCGCCGACAAAUGACGCCAUUACGGCGAUGCCCAAGAAGCCGUGGGAGUAUCCACGGAACAUCGACAAGUUGGAGCAGGCAGGCGCGUCUGCGAGCGAAAUCCACGACGCCAUCCAGGCGAAUGUGAGACGCUUUGUGCUAACCCACGUGGUUUCCGACAUCGACCUCUCUAAGGUGGGUCGGGAAGAUGGCUCAGCCGUGUUGACAAGCGACCUUCAUCCAAAGAGCAUGCAGGGGGAUAUUCUAUUGCGCAAGGAUGGCGACAGGUAUACAGUAUCGUCGAAGACGGGGCGGGACCUUGCCGUUGAGGAGGUACACACGGCAUCUAACGGUAUAGUAUUGGUUAUCGACUCCAGCUUGGAUGCGGAGUAG
Molecule: messenger RNA, 753 nt
Organism: Eremothecium gossypii ATCC 10895
Lineage: Eukaryota; Fungi; Ascomycota; Saccharomycetes; Saccharomycetales; Saccharomycetaceae
Exons: 1
Coding region: 1-753 (250 amino acids)
Source: RefSeq, marked provisional